Molecule: messenger RNA, 1816 nt
Organism: Lycium barbarum (goji berry)
Lineage: Eukaryota; Viridiplantae; Streptophyta; Magnoliopsida; Solanales; Solanaceae
Product: fasciclin-like arabinogalactan protein 4
Exons: 1
Coding region: 262-1512 (416 amino acids)
Biological process (GO): abscisic acid-activated signaling pathway; multidimensional cell growth; mucilage biosynthetic process involved in seed coat development
Cellular component (GO): plasma membrane
Source: RefSeq, a predicted model, not a curated record
UUUAUCAUCUCAUAAACUUAUGCCCAAAAAAAAAAAAAAAGAAUCUUUAAAGUAAUCAGUUUCUCCAACCACCCCUAUAAUUAUCAUUCCUAAAAAUCCUGUUAAAUGAAUAUAAUAAUUUACAUCAGUAUCAUCAUAACAUCAACCCCACGGGGGUUUAAGGGGGUUGGGUGUUAGAAACUCAAGGGGGUGCAAUCUCUGUUCAGUCCUUCACCUUCUCUCACUCUCUACUUCCAUCUCCACACCAAGAAGAAACAAACAAUGGCUACCUCAAUUUUCAUUUCCCAUUUUACCCUUGUCUAUUUCCUUCUCCUAUCCACUACUUCCCCUAUCCCCAUUUUCGCCAUUAACAUCACCCAUCUCCUCUCAUCCUACCCUCAACUCUCCGAAUUCACUAAUCUCCUCUCCACCACCGCCGUCGCCGCCGAUCUAGCACCGCGCUCCUCCGUCACCCUCCUCGUCGUACCCAACACCUUCCUUCACAACUCCGAUCUCUUAAACAACAAUCAUUCACCUGACAAUCUUGCUGACGUCAUUCGUUGCCAUGUCCUUCUUGAAUACUUCUCUUGGCCUGAUUUUAAACUCAUACCCCCAACCGGAAAACUUGUUACCACUCUGUUCCAAGCAACGGGUCGUGCUCCGAACAAUCUCGGGUCGGUUAAUAUCACCCGUGACCCGACUUCAAAUGCCAUCACUAUCCAUUCAUCCAAUUCCAAUGCUACGAUUAUCAGUCUUGUGAAGACACUUCCGUAUAAUAUCUCUAUUUUCACUGUUGACUCUGUUUUAGUUCCUUAUGGGUUUAAUUUAAUGGCAUCUGAAACACGACCUCCUUUAGGUCUUAACAUAACGAAGACCCUUAUUGAUGGUCAUAAUUUCAAUGUUGCUGCUUCAAUGUUAACAGCAUCAGGGGUAGAAGAGGAAUUUGAGAAUUACGAAGGUGGUGCUGGAAUAACAUUGUUUGUACCGACAGAUCAAGCAUUUACAGAUCUGUCAUCAUCUAUGAUGUUCCAAUCUUUGCCAGCUGAGAAAAAAGCAGAUGUGUUAAGGUUCCACGUGUUGCAUUCUUACUACCCACUCGGGUCGCUCCAAUCUAUAGUGAACCCGGUUCAACCAACAUUAGCAACAGAGAAAAACGGGGCUGGAAGUUUUACACUCAAUAUAUCUAGAGUUAACGGGUCGUUAUCGAUCCAAACUGGGCUUGUUAAAGCGUCGGUGACCCGAACCGUGUUUGAUCAAAACCCGGUUGCGAUAUUCGGGGUGUCAACGGUUUUAUUGCCUAAAGAAUUUUUUGGGGAUAAACCAAUUGAGGUAAAUAAACCAAGAUUAGCUAACCCACCGGAUAUUUCUUUAUCGCCGGUGAAUUCGCCGGAUAUUGACGACUCAGCUAGCCAUUUAUCUUCGCCGCCGGGAUUGGAGGAUAAAACGAUGUCGUCUGUGAAUAGGGAAAGUGUAGUAAGUGUAUUUUUGGGUUUAUGGUGCAUAGGAUUCUAUCUACUGGUGACAAUUAAUUAAUUCUGAAAUCGUGUAAUUAAUUUUUGGGUUCCUGUCAUUUCCAUUUUUCACACGGCGUAUUGAAUUUUGGAUGGUACCAGAAAGAAGCCAUUAACCCUGCUAAAUUAUUUUUUUGUCUCUGUGGAAAUAAUUUAGGUCAAUCCGGGCUCGAACCCGAGAUUAUGGAUUUUCACUUUUAUUUUCUUCUCUAUGUUUUUAUUUUAUUUUAUUUUAUUUUAUGUUUAUCUUCGUUUAUGCAGUUGUAAUAUGUAAAGAGAUCCAAUCAAUUUAUGAUCUGUGUAAAAGUGCAAGUUUUGGCAUUGAA